UGCCUCUUCACCGUGGAGAGGUAUGACCCGCGGGCCGACCGUUGGAGCCCUGUUGCGCCCCUGCCCAAGGGUGCCUUUGCUGUGGCUCACGAGGCCACCACCUGCAAUGGGGAGAUCUAUGUGUCGGGAGGCUCCCUCUUCUACCGCUUGCUCAAGUAUGACCCCAAGCGUGAUGAGUGGCAGGGGGGGCCUCAACACAGCAAGCGCCACGGCGGCGGUGGGGAGCAGGGCCCAGGUGGCGGUACUGGCGGUGGUGUUGAAGUUUUCCGGUACAACACGGUGGCCAAGCGCUGGAGUCAGUGCGCCAGCCUGCGGCCCAGCGGCGGCCCCCUCCAGCCCUUCCGCUGCGCCCCCUUGGGCAACACCAUCUACUGCGUCAACCGGACCGGCACCCUCCGCUUCAGCCUAGCCCAGGACGGCGAGGUGGAAGCGGAUGGCGGGCUCAAGGGCACCUUCGACAGGGAGCUGCUUAAAGCUCCCUUGGAUGCCAAGGGUGUCCUCCUACCCUUUGUGCUCACCCUGCCCGAGAGGCUGGACAAAGCGGGGGACCAGGAGGGCUCCCUCCCGCUGUGA
Messenger RNA from Fulmarus glacialis (Northern fulmar), 573 nucleotides. It is a transcript of the gene KBTBD11, whose product is annotated as kelch repeat and BTB (POZ) domain containing 11. NCBI's taxonomy places the organism in Eukaryota, Metazoa, Chordata, Aves, Procellariiformes, Procellariidae. The annotation marks the transcript as partial. The transcript is spliced from 3 exons. Gene Ontology annotation, molecular function: protein binding. The record is from RefSeq and is a predicted model, not a curated record.